Molecule: messenger RNA, 4647 nt
Organism: Formica exsecta
Lineage: Eukaryota; Metazoa; Arthropoda; Insecta; Hymenoptera; Formicidae
Biological process (GO): actin cytoskeleton organization
Molecular function (GO): guanyl-nucleotide exchange factor activity
Source: RefSeq, a predicted model, not a curated record
UAUUAAGCAGUGCGUUUGAAGAGUAGCACGGUGAUCGCUUUGUAAUUUGCAACAUAUUUCAAAGACAGCUUGUAAAGCCUACCGAGCAAGUGAUAAUUUCCGUGAUUGUUAUGUAAUGACGAGAAUCAUUUUCUUUUUUUCAUAAACACAAGAAUGGAAUUAUAUAACAUGUGUUGUGCCUAUAUCUUUAAAUAUUUUUAUAAAAAUAGAGUAAUAAAAAAAAUUUAUUUUUGACAUUAAUAGUCUUGAGAUAAGUCUGCUAUUGCGCUCAUGUGUAUUACUGAGACAGUCAGCAUCAUCGGUGAUUAAUCCGAGGAAAAUGUAGUGCAACGGUUUUGAAUUACCUGGCCGCAACCUGCCGCAAAAAAAAAUAAGUCACCUGAGAUUGGCUAGGCUGCGAUUUAUCGGUGAUAAGUCGGUGAUAAAAAUUCAGCUCGGGUGAUGCAGGAAGCGUCCGUGUUUAUGUAUCCCGUUGAGGAUACCACUUUAUGCACGUUUCGUGCUUUCACGUCGAGAGACGAUGUAAUUCAAUCGAGGUAAAAUAAGCCAAAAAUGACGUAGAGAAAAAAUCGUUGUUAAGGAGUCACGCCAAGAGUCUAGAUGGACACAUUCGUAAGUUUCCUUUUGUAAUCGACGUUACACGGCGAUCAGAAUGGUUUGUUGAUUGGCCGUCAUUGUCGGUCGGCCAUGAGGAAUUUCACGGGCCUCUACGAAACGAUAAAAUCCAUUCACCCCGGGGAGGACAGUGUCUACAUGCGUCUAUAAAUCCUCGCAGUCAUCGGACGCAACAACUAACAGCGUAAUGGAUCCAGACAUUCCACGGGAUAGCGGUGCUCUAAGGCGCCGUAGAUCAUCGACAUGCAGGAUUAACGUCAUCAGGAUUAGCAAUAUUAUAAGAUGCAAGGAUAUUUCCAGUUGGAGAACGAUGCGAAACGGGCAACAAGAAACUGAUCAUAUCGAAUAAGUCGUAAUGGUGUCGGAGCACCAUGCCAGCUGCACGACGCUGUCAACGUUGCCAUCUCGUCGAGGAGUAUCUCAGCGGUAUCAAUGGUUGGAACUAAGACAAGCCACUGGCUGGCAACGCCGCGGAAUCUUCAACCAAUAUACCCGGCACGUGGCUCUUCUCAUACCUCGAUCAAAUUGAGCAGAUCGGAGUAAUCAGUAAGCCCGACAGAGCCGUUCCGUCGCGCCGCUUCUGCAGCCGAUGAACGUGGACCGAUCUCGAAUGCACGGACGGUGAGGGAAGGAUGAAGAAUGCCCCGCGCUGGCGGAGGAGACGGGGGUAGCGGACCCCAGAGGACGGGAGGGGGUGGCUUCGGAGGAUGGCUGGGGGGUGCCGCGAGGGCCAUGACAGGUGGAGGCGUCGGUGGUGGAUAUGUCAUUCUGGGUGGCACCAGAUACGGCCUACGGAUCUCUCAGGAAAGCCUGCCGCCGGCCAACUCUGGGGAGGAAUCGCAGGAGCAUCGGCGAAAGCGGAAUUCGCGCGAGAGCGACUCGCGGGAGCGGCUAACGGAGAAACCGGCGGAGAAGCCGCCGAUCGAUCUGGCCAGCAUCGCCGAUUGUUGCUGCAUCGGCCCGCGGUCGCGGCUUCCGCUGCCGCGGAUUCCACCGCCGGUCUGUCCGCUCACCCCGAUCACGUCCUCGAUGACGUCCGCGACGCCGUCGUGCCCUUCGACCGUCGUCGUCGGCGGUUGCUCGCCGCCUCUUCCUGCUUCUAUCGCGAGCGUCGCGGAGACGACGCCGACGUUCGCUAAUAAUAGUCACGGCGCGGUGCAAACGUCGGUGGGGAACAUGGGCAGCACCAGCCAGCAGCCGCAGCAGAAGCAGCAGUCACACCACCACCAACAUCACCAUCACCACCACUACCAUCAGCAGCAGCAGCAUCACUACCAACAACAGCAUUAUCCACAAACAGCGGCGGCGGCGGUAACGUCGUCGUACCCGCCGCCGACGACGACGCCGUCUUCACCCUCGACGUCGCUCGGCUACUCGUCCGGCAUCCCGACGACGACGCAGACCGUCUCCGUGCCGCGGCAGCUCGCGCAGUGGACGAAGCAUCAGACGCUCAAGCUUCAGGAACCAGCCGUGAUAGCGGUGGACCGACUGCACAGGUUUCGCUGGAGCGGGGGCGGAGGAGGAAGCGGCAAGAAGUCCUCUUCCGGCCCCCGCAGCGAGAAGGCCGAGCGCCUUCGCGAGCUUACCGAGAAACUUAAGGGACCGGCACCGGUUCCGCCACCCAGAAGACCGUCGCGGGUCCAGGCUUCCUCCCCUCCUCCGAGCGGAUACCAGGCGUCGUCUCAAAAUUAUCCACAGACGGACUCAAAUUCAGGUUGCGGUCGCUGCGAGAGUCGCCCAUCUCAUCGCAACUUUACAUACAGCGAGGGCGGUCAACAUGGUGGCAACAAUCAGCAACAUCAGCAUCAGCAGCAGAAGGACCAUCCGAAAACAUCGUCCGCAGAGCGUCUUAGUGAUCGGUCGGGAAACGACGUGUACCGAAAGCCCUGCCACGACUCGAGAAAGUCCUCGAGAACGGGCAGACCCGAGAGAAACAGUGGUGACGUCAGUGACCUCAGGAGCAAACAGAACGCUAAUGCAGAGGCGGCAAAACACUUGAGACAGUAUAGUGAUUCCGUGGUGGACAGUGCUACGAGUGUGGACGAUCUGUGCGAUAACCUGAACCUGAACGCCGCUUCCGUCGGCAGUGAGGGGGAGGCUCAGGAUGCCAUAACGACGCUGGAGCCGCGUGGGCUGCUCGCCUUUCACAGGGCCGGCGCGCCCUACAGGAGCGCCUCCUUCGGCCAGGUGGACUUUAAUCAAGUGAACCGACAGAAAACUCAGCCGAUCGCGGCGUCUAAUCGCUCCGAGAUUAAAGACGUUCGCGCGAGCACGUUACCCCGUCGUCGCGGUGAUGUCACACCAGGUAGCUCGACGCCCCAAAACAGUCCCAAUCGACAGAGUCCGAGGACGUCGACGCCCAGCGUCGACAGCGCCGUCGGUUCUGCCGAAGGUCUGGGUGUACCUCAACAAGGGAACCACGAGGAGAUCCGACCCAGAAGCGAUGGCUCAGACAGCUUGGCAACUUCCAGCGCACUCACCAGCCCGGAACCUCUAGUUCCGGAGGUGAACGAGCCAAGGGUUGAUCAAACGGACGCAACCGCCGUCGAGUCGAUUAGCCACGAGUCGGUUUACCCGAUUGUCGAAGGAAGCAUCGUGGAAGAAACCGUUCAAAAAGAGACCAGAAUAGAGCCGCACGAGGUGAUCAUCACACCACCCCCGGAGGAGCCGCGUCUGAGUCAAGCGAGCGAAGGCAGCGAGGCGCCGAGCGAGACGCCCUCGGAGACGUCCUCGCCGUCCGGCAAGACGAGACGAUAUCGUGGCGACACUAGCAAGAGGAGAAAGGGCGUGUACAUAACUCAAUGGCCAGAGCCCUUGGACGCGGACAGGAACAAGCUGUCGGCUCAGAGCAGCGAGGAGAGAGACGAGCCACCUGCGACGCCCAGCGAUCUGUCCGACUGCGAGGGCCACACGCCUCGAAGGUAUAGCAAGAGACCCCUUCGCGGACCCUACGGGCAGAUGCUGGAGGCCGAGAUGGCGAAGCCGCGUACCGCCGACAUCGCGCUCGACGAGGGUCUUCGUCCUCGCAGAAAGAUCUCGGCGAAUCUCUCAUACAACGCGAGCGGUAACAACAACAGCGGCUCCGAGCCGCCCACGCCCUGCCAUCACCGGACGACCUCCAGCCCGACUAAACUCGAGGGACUUCCGGGGCCGAGUCCCGAGCUGCUCGCGGAGCUGCUGAGAGGGUCCUCGGAGAGGGUGGCUCGCGCACCGGCGCAUCGAAACGACACGAGAACUCAUGUGGUCGUGGAGCUUUACGACACGGAACGAUCCUACGUGGAGGCGCUACAAAUACUAGUCAAUAAAUAUCUACAGCCCUUGAAGAGCCCCGACAAUGCCGGCUUGGUAGAUGCCGGAACGGUCGACGAGAUAUUUUAUCAGAUUCCUGCGCUUCUCAGCCAUCACGAGGUAUUCUUGGAGGAGCUGCGUAGGCGACUGGACACCUGGGAACUCAAGCAGACGAUCGGCGACGUCUUCCUCGAUGUGUUCACGAAACCGGUGGUGCUGGAGACCUACACCCUGUUCCUGGACAAUUGGAAAUCCGCGAGGAAGGCGAUAAAAACAACGUGCCAAGCGAAACCGGCCUUUGCACGAUUUCUCGAGACGAUGGAGCGCGAGCAUAAGGGCAAACUGGGUUUGGACCAAUUGCUGAUCAAACCUGUGCAAAAGAUUCCGCGGUAUGAGCUACUGAUACAGAGAUUGCUAAAGCACACAGACCCGACGCAUCCCGAUUACGAGCUGCUGCAGGCCGCGCAGAAAGAGGUGCACGAGCUGGUCGUGAAAAUCAACUGCACGGAAAGGGAGUCACUCGAGUGGGAACAGCAGCAGACGACAUUAAGGGAAGUCCAGGCCCUCGUUGAAGGUCUCGCCGGCAUUGUAACGAACGACAGAGCUUUCGUCCGGCAUGAUCUGGUCACUAUAGCAUCGAAUCAGGGCACGCGGAAGGAACGGGCUUUAUUUUUAUUCUCCGAUCUCCUCGUCAUCACCAGCAUCAAGCGCAGAAGCGGCACGAUAAGAAAACCGUCAACGUAA